Molecule: messenger RNA, 1518 nt
Organism: Guillardia theta CCMP2712
Lineage: Eukaryota; Cryptophyceae; Pyrenomonadales; Geminigeraceae
Exons: 8
Coding region: 1-1518 (505 amino acids)
Biological process (GO): negative regulation of fatty acid biosynthetic process
Cellular component (GO): Cul4-RING E3 ubiquitin ligase complex; cytoplasm
Molecular function (GO): protein binding
Source: RefSeq, a predicted model, not a curated record
AUGGCGGCGGCGAGAUGGCAGAUCAGCUUGUUGAUACAUAGAGGUACCAUCAAGGUACUCGCAGAUCUAGAAGAGAGCAUGUACGAGAGAAGCGGGUAUUCAAACAAUGCGCAUGCAGCGUGUACUCUAACCAUUCGCCGAGCUUCGGAUUCUCUUCUAACUCGACUGGAUCUUGAGAGCAAGCUCGAGGGACAUCAGAGCUGUGUCAAUGCUUUGGCUUUCAACAGGAACGGCGACCUUCUCGCCUCGGGCUGCAUUAACAGCCGUGUCUUGAUCUGGCAUGCAGGAGCCUCCAGGCUCGUCAGCUCGAUCAGCACACGUCAUUCCGGCUGCAUCUUUGGGCUGGAGUUCGCCAGGGGGGCCAUGGAUCACUCGAUAUGGUCCUGCUCCAAGGACGGCACCAUCUUCCUCUCGCACGUCGACGGAGUUUGCUCGGAGAGACCGACGAUCCGGCACUCGGAGAGCGCCCUGCAAGUCUUGACUGAUCCGCUGUAUCCGCAUGUGGUCUUGAGCUGCAGCAGUGAUGGCACAGUCCGCCAAGUAGACAGCAGAAGUCCAGGGUCUUGCGGGGAGGAGGAGGAGAACAGAGCAAACGUGCUCAUCGAUCAUCGCAGGCUUGCGGAAGGGAAGAGAUCGGCAGAAGUUCUCACUAUGGACAUAAACCCCUGUCGGCCGGAGCUGCUGACCACGGGAGGGAACGAAAGCGUCGUCCGGUCCUUCGAUCGGAGGAUGCUGAGCGUGAAGGGAUCGUCCUCGAGCUACGAGGCCCGUGAGGUCGAGCCGGUCAGCUGCUGGUCACCCCAUCAUCUCAGCGGCCACAAAGGAAGGAGCUUCAAGGGCAAGGUGGUGACGUGCGUGAAGUACGAUGAAGGGGGGACGUCUCUCCUCGCCUCCUUCAACAGAGAUCGCAUCUACCUCCUCCACCCUCACCACGGGGAUCAGUUUACACAGUUUGUUGCUGACGAGGACAAAGAGGCGACUGGCGAGGCCCUUCCGUCACAGCCAUCGCAGCGCGGGUCAGAGCAGGAGCACUUCACCGACUCGGGCAACCCAGCCCUCAAUUUUUUGUCCCAAACCCUCCAGGCAGUAGCGCAACGUCGCCCCAUUGUGCUCUCUGACGAUGAAGGGACAUACAGCAACCUGACGGUCGACAUGGAUGGAAAGCUCCGCUUCAACUCCACCGACUUGAUCCACCGGUCCUUGCAGCGUCCCGUGCCGAGUAGGGCAGAGCAGGAGCAUGCGGCAGCAGGGCGCUCCUUGCAUGCUGCGGCAGAGCGUGACGGAUGUGAGGAAGAAACUCAUGCGGAAUCGGGACAUAAUGAGCAGACGGGAAGGAACAAGCCAGACGAGCAGGAGAAGGAGAGGAAGAGCAAGACAGGGAAGUUCUCAAUGCGCUACCAGGGGCAUCUCAGCGUGCGGGGGUUGCAUAACGUGAUUUUCUUCGGCUCUGAGGAGCAGUACGUCGUACAUCUGGGACAGAGCAAGCGGGAGGCUGUGCAUGUCAUUCAGUGCUGGUGA